Prosopis cineraria is the source of this 1479-nucleotide messenger RNA. Its product is annotated as receptor kinase-like protein Xa21. The transcript is spliced from 6 exons. Bases 1 to 1479 code for a protein of 492 amino acids. Lineage: Eukaryota; Viridiplantae; Streptophyta; Magnoliopsida; Fabales; Fabaceae. Gene Ontology annotation, biological process: protein phosphorylation. The record is from RefSeq and is a predicted model, not a curated record. Gene Ontology annotation, molecular function: protein binding; protein kinase activity; ATP binding.
AUGACAGUUCAAGAUCAACACGUGGUCGAGAUUGGUGAAGGAAGCAAGCUCUGUUCUGCAACUCAAAUAAGGAAGAUGGAAACCAGAAAUCGAAAUAUUCCGAAUGAAAUAAGCAAUCUUACAAGUGUGAGUUGCAUAUACGCAAGUGCUAAUCAAUUGUCUGGUCAUAUACCAAGAGGCAUUGGCAAGUUCACUCGGCUUCAAGAGUUAUUUUUGGACAACAAUAACUUAGAAGGAAAUAUUCCCAAUGAAAUUAUAAGUCUUGCAAAUCUGAAGAUGAUGAGCCUAAGGGUUAAUCAGCCAUCUGGCCCCAUACCAAGAGGCAUUGGAAACUUGACUGUGCUUCAACAGUUGUAUCUUGAUAGCAAUAAUUUAGAAGGAUCAAUACCUAUGGAAAUUGGUAAUCUUCAACAGCUUCAGAUAUUAGAUUUGUCUCAAAACAAAUUUAGAGGAUUUAUUCCAUCAGAAAUUUUCAACAUGUCAACUUUGGAGGUCUUGUCUCUCUCAAACAAUUCUCCAUCAAGAAGUCUUCCAUCAAAUUUUGGAUUUGGUGGCCUUUCUAAUCUUCAAAGGUUUUAUUUAUGGGGCAACAAACUUUUUGGAAAAAUCCCAAAUACUAUAUCCCAUGCUUCAAAGCUAACCGCUCUAGAAUUGGACAACAAUAAUUUUGAAGGGGUUUUACCAAACACACUUGGGCAUUUAAGAUACUUAGAAACCUUUUCAAAUGCAAUUGGUAUAUUGGAAGUAAACCUAUCUUCUAAUGUUUUAGUUGGAAAUCUAUCAUUCAAGAUUGGCAACUUAACAGCACUUAUAUCAUUAGAUUUGUCAAUAAAUCGUAUAUCAGGCAUCAUUCCAUCAGUAAUAGGUGGCUUGCAAAAUUUGCAAAUUCUCUCAUUGGCACAUAACAAAUUGCAUAGGAAGAUUCCUGAAUCACUUGGGAAUUCUCCAAGCUUAGUAAAAUUUGAUGAGAGUAACUUACUUGGAAGGGAAAGUUUUGGUUCUGUGUUCAAAGGAAAACUUUCAAGUGGAAUAAUGGUUGCUAUUAAAAUAUUCAAUUUUGACUCAGAAGCAUUGUCAAGGAGCUUUGAGGUGGAAUGUGACGCAAUGUGUAAUUUGUGCCAUCAAAAUUUGGUGAAGAUCAUUUGUAGUUGUUCCAAUGCCGAUUUGAAGUGUUUGAUAAUGGAGUUCAUUCCUAAUGGAAGCCUUGAAAAAUGGUUAUAUUUUGAUAACUAUCAUUUAGAUUUUCUACAAAGGUUGAAUAUAAUGAUAAAUGUAGCAUUUCCUUCAGAAUAUCUUCAUCAUGACUUGUCAACACCAGUAGUCCAUUGUGAUUUGAAACCAAGUAACAUUUUGUUGGAUGAUAAUAUGGUUGCCCAUGUGAGUGACUUUGGAAUUGCCCAAUCUUUAGAUAAAGGGAAAUCUAAGAUGCACACCGAGAUAAUAUCUACAAUUGGUUAUAUCGCACCAGGUAGUAACUAG